AUGCAGACAGACAUGGAGCAGCUUCUUCAGCAGGCGGGAGGGCGCGGAGGAGGACAUGAAGCUACCGUGCCAGACAACGGAGAGACCAUCCAUAUUUCCUCGCUUGCACUUCUAAAGAUGCUCAAGCAUGGCCGAGCAGGUGUUCCUAUGGAGGUCAUGGGACUGAUGCUUGGAGAGUUUGUGGAUGAAUACACUGUCCAGGUAGUCGACGUGUUUGCCAUGCCGCAGUCAGGAACAUCAGUGUCCGUCGAGUCAGUUGACCACGUAUUCCAGGCCAGGAUGGUUGAUAUGUUGAAGCAAACAGGGAGGUCCGAGAUGGUGGUCGGGUGGUACCACUCACACCCAGGUUUCGGAUGUUGGCUUUCCAGCGUUGACAUCAAUACACAGCAGUCGUUCGAGCAGAUAGAUACUCGCUGCAUCGCCGUUGUCGUUGAUCCGAUACAAUCGGUCAAGGGCAAGGUCGUCAUCGAUGCCUUCCGUCUGAUUAAUCCCGCCACCGUCCUACAGGGCCAGGAGCCACGGCAGACAACAUCCAACAUUGGUCACAUCAACAAACCCUCAAUACAGGCGCUUAUUCACGGCCUGAAUCGCCACUAUUACUCAAUUGCCGUCAAGUACCGUAAGACAGAUCUCGAGCAGGCCAUGCUCAUGAAUCUGCACAAGCGUAAUUGGACAGAAGGGCUUACAUUGCGUGACUUCAAGUCGCACAAGGAGGCAAACGAGAAGGCGAUCAAGUCAAUGCUCUCCUUAUCAGAGGCCUACAACAAGUCCGUGCAAGAAGAAUCCACAUUAACGCCUGAUCAGCUGAAGACACGGCACGUGGGCAAGCAAGAUCCUAAACGGCACUUGGAGGAGCAGGUGGAGAAAGCUAUGGGAGACCAGGUCGUUCAAAAUCUUGGCACAAUGCUUCUCGCUGAGCUGUAG
Molecule: messenger RNA, 924 nt
Organism: Laetiporus sulphureus 93-53
Lineage: Eukaryota; Fungi; Basidiomycota; Agaricomycetes; Polyporales; Laetiporaceae
Product: Mov34-domain-containing protein
Exons: 6
Coding region: 1-924 (307 amino acids)
Biological process (GO): proteasome-mediated ubiquitin-dependent protein catabolic process; protein deubiquitination
Cellular component (GO): proteasome regulatory particle, lid subcomplex
Molecular function (GO): protein binding; metallopeptidase activity; proteasome binding
Source: RefSeq, a predicted model, not a curated record